Molecule: messenger RNA, 3294 nt
Organism: Funneliformis mosseae
Lineage: Eukaryota; Fungi; Glomeromycota; Glomeromycetes; Glomerales; Glomeraceae
Source: the annotation of a GenBank genome assembly
AUGGCUCCAAAAUCACAACCAGAUCGCCCUUUUUGUGCAUGUUCUAAGCCUGUUCGGUUAUGUUAUUAUGUGAAGAAGGAUCACCCGAGGCAUAGAGAUCGAUACUGGGGCUGUCCGGAGAGGUCCUGCGAACAUUUUGAAUGGGUAGAUCCGUGCCCAAAAAAAACAACGAGUUCACAGAGCGUACAAUCGAGCUAUUUUACUCAUAAACAAAAAAGCGGCGAACAUUCUUUGAAAAGUACUUGUAAUACGGUUCCAAAAAACGGGAUAAAUGCAAAGAAUGUCUACGAAAUUGAAAGCAAAUAUUCUUUGAAUAAUGAUCAAGAAGUUCAAACAAGCACACAAGGCAUACAGAAUGUGCCUUCAUCAUUAGGUGCAUCUUCGUCGUCAAAUGUAGUUACCAAUGAAAAUGAGGCUUUCAAUGCCCUCUUCACUUCAACUAGCAUCAGUCUCGAAAAACUGUAUAACAUGUUACCAUCAGAUGGAAAGAAGUAUAAUUAUCCCAUAAAAGUUACGUUUAGUUUAGAUGAUGAUGAGCACUUCAUAGUAAGAGGAUAUCAUCAUGUCCUCAAAGAGUAUUGGAGAACUCGAAGAGGUGCCAGCUACGAUUCAACUAGAAGAGGAUGGAUCAUCCCAAUGACAGAAUACAAAAAUUCCGUCAAGGAAUUGAAAGAGUACAAAAAAUUACCCACGACGAUCGCGGAAAUCUCCGGGUAUGUUGAAAAGGCGAUCAAAUUCAGGGCCGCAAAACCUUGUGUUGAUGAAUGUGAGGUUAAAGAAAGACUUGGGAGCCUCUGGGAAGCGUUACUAUCUCAUCAAAAGGAAGGAGUAAUAGAAGCUAUUUCUAGAAAUGGUCGAGUUUUGCUCGGCGACGAUAUGGGUCUUGGAAAGACAAUCCAGUCGCUUGCCAUUGCGGAAUACUACAAGGAUGACGGGAAGGUCCUCGUUGUCUGCCCUGCAUCGGUUGCCGGAAACUGGCAGGUCGAGAUCAAGAAAUGGGUUGGAUCUAAAGAUGAAGAAAUAUGGGUCGUAAGAAGUGGAAAGGAAGCGAAUCAGGAUCAUGCGCGGUUUACAAUCAUCUCCUAUGAAUUGGCAAAAAAACGCCAAGAUUGGAUAGGACGAUUCCAAAUUGUGAUUGCCGACGAAUCGCACUCUCUCAAGGAUCGUCAAUCGGAACGGACGAAGAAGCUUGCCCCUCUUAUGAGAAAGUCAAAGAGAGUAAUCCUUCUUUCAGGUACACCGGCAGAAUCAAGACCCGUAGAGCUUUUUGCUCAGAUUAAUAUUGUUGCCCCACUUCUGUUUCCAAAUUAUGAACAAUAUAUAAAGCGAUUCUGUGGUGGAGAAAAGAAGGUAAAUAGGGAUGGAAGGGAAUAUAUCGAUACAAAAGACGCUAAAAAUACGGAAGAACUUCACUGGCUCCUAAACUCGACCGUUUUGAUUCGAAGGAAGAAGGAGGACGUAAACUUGAAUUUACCAUCAAAGACUCGACAGAUAAUUCACGUUGAGAUUCCUGCAACGUCCAAAAGGGAGUUACGAGAUUUGAAAGAAAGAGCAAAGGUAGAUAGACGGGCCAACUUCCUGAAAUUGUAUGAGGAGUCAGGUAGGGCCAAAGUCCCAGCCAUUCAAGAUUAUCUACUUAGUCUUAAGGAUGAUAACAAAAAGUAUAUCGUCUUUGGUCACCAUAAAGACGUAUUGGAUCAGAUUUGUUAUGUCUUGCGUAAAGAUGAAAUCAGAUUUAUAAGGAUUGACGGUCAAACAGAUGUUAAAUUGAGACAAGAUUUUGUUGAUAAGUUUCAAAAUGAAAGAGAAAUUAAGUUCGCGGUUUUGUCUCUUACUGCAGCAAGUACUGGCUUAAACCUUCAGUCUGCUGAUGGUGUUAUAUUUGUGGAAUUAAGCUGGAACCCGUCAACGAUUGCACAAGGAGAAAAUCGAGCACACCGUAUUGGAAGGAUCGGCGACGUAGAAAUCAAGUAUAUCAUUGCUAAAGACACUUUGGAUUUGGUUCAAUGGCAAAUGUUAAAGAAAAAAUCAAAGGUGCUUGGUAUAAUUUUCGACAAUGAAGAUAGCAUCCCUUUGGAUGAAAUAAGUGAGGAAGAUUAUUGGAUGAUUGAAGGAUUUGAUAAAGAAAUGGUAACUCAAUGCGUCAAUGAAAUGAAUAUCGCUAAAGAUGAAGGUAUCAAAAUGGAUUCCGGUAUCAUUGUAUCAGAUGAAAAUAAAGAAAUGAAGGUCACAAAUUCAAUGGAAACUCGAGAAAUUAAUACUAAAAAGGUUGACAAUAAUAGCAAUAAGAAUCGCAUUCCUCUGAUGGAACCUACUACAGAUUCUAUUGUUAUUAAAUCGGGCAAGGAUAAUGAAAUAACUGCCGCAAAUCUUGUAGAAGCUCCCACCAUUUUCGAUAUGAUGGCCGAUAAUCUCGAUUGGGAUUUCGACAUGGAUCUAAGUUUGAAUAACUUAGAUGUUGAAUAUAAUGUAGUAUCUAAAAUUUCGUCAUUUACUUUAAAAGAUGGAGGCACGAAUGAUAAUCCAAUGGGAGGUUUCCAGACAACCGCUGAUGAUGUUGAUGAUAGUGACCAAAGAGACUUGAUUCAAACAGGAUCUACUACAGAUCCCACAUUUAUUGUACUUGAUGACGAAAAGACAGUAUAUCCGGUAAAACACCUUAAUUACGGUAUUGAUAACAAAGAUUCACGAGAAGAAACUUUCAAAGAUCAUUCAAUUAUAAACAUGUUGGAUGAUGACGACUUCACAGUAAUUACAGGUCUUGCAAAUGACAAAGAUUCGACUUUGAAGACAAAGGUCACUGAUAUUAGUUUGACCGUUAAUAAUGUUAAUGAUGCCGGCAAAACUGAUCGGUCAUACGCAGCAAAUUCAUCUGAAAGACCUAUUUUCAGGCAAAAAUACAAGAAUGAACUAGACAACCUUUUUGAUCAAAGAUAUAGCACUGACUCCAGAUCAGGUGAAAUUUCAUCCAAACAAGAAAAUAUAUAUGUUUCAAAUGUAUUACUCAUUCCAGAUGAAUUUGCAAAUGGAGCAUUUAAUCCCCGAAGGAAUUUAUUAGGUCCACGGAAUAAACGUAAUGCUGACGUUUAUGCCGAGGAAAGUCAAGAAUGUGAUAAAGAGUCGAAGAAAAUUCGGCUUGAAACAGAUCAAGAGGCUACAAGGACACGGCAAAGGAUAACAACCACCUACAUUGACCCAUCCCAAGUUACUGAUAUUCAAGUAGUGUCACAAGUUAAACGUCAUCCAAGAAAGCCAAAGGUUCACAUCAGAAGAUUAAAUAGUGAUAUGAAAUGA